Messenger RNA from Frieseomelitta varia, 6143 nucleotides. RefSeq lists its product as uncharacterized. The record is from RefSeq and is a predicted model, not a curated record. Gene Ontology annotation, cellular component: nucleus. Bases 375 to 4520 code for a protein of 1381 amino acids. NCBI's taxonomy places the organism in Eukaryota, Metazoa, Arthropoda, Insecta, Hymenoptera, Apidae. The transcript is spliced from 2 exons.
CGGCGGCAGCGGCAGCGGCGGUGACGGCGGCGGCGGCGACAACGACAACACUGACACCGAUACCGACACCGACACCGACACCGACGACGGCGGCGACGACAACGACGACGACGACGACGACGACGACGACGACGACGACGACGACGACGACGGCGGCGGUGACGGCGUCGGCGGUGGUAACGACUGCAAUUAAAAAGACAGCAAAGACGAACAGAAAGGUAAUCACGACAGAUACGACGAAUUCGAUAGUAACGGCAGUAACGGCAAAGACGUCAAUUACAAAAAGGAAAAAGUGGUGUUACUACAUCAUCGUGGAUAUUUUACAGAGAAUGUCAUUGCAUUGAUUGUGUUCAAUGUAAUUGUUGAGAAGUCAAAUGUAUAAACAAAAUACCUCAAACACAAUGGAUGCAACAAGCAAUGGAGCUUCGGGUAGUGCAGUGGCUUGUCCUGUCUGUACCCUCUAUUUACGCGAGGGUAUCAGCCUACAAAGACAUUUGGACACUCAUCCAAAAGAACAAGUCAUUGAAGCUCUUAUCAAAGCUAGUACUAACUCCUCGAAUGUGCAACAGACGCAGUUAUCAUCAUCGGCACCUCCAGCAUCACCGGCUAUGCAAUCACCCCAAAGUACACCUCAAGUUGCGCAGAAUACUCACUUAUCGGCUCAAUCUCCAUAUCCUAUAGGACCUAUUUUCGAGUGUCCGCCUAUUGGUACUGUGAUGCCACCUCAAUUUGCUUCAUUUAGUUAUCAACAAUUUGUAAAUAAUGGCACUAUGAUGAUACCCCAAUACGCAAUGGCUCCGCAAGCUAAUCAAAUGAUGCAAAUGUUGUAUAAUCCAUAUAGUAUGUAUCAGCAGCAACAAAUACCAACUGUUCAAAUGAUUUCACCAGUCACAGCCAUACCUAAUACAGGUAGAGUCAGGCCAGUGGUGACUAUGGCUGGUGAAACAAAUAAUAGAACUGCCAUUGCUGUACCUGUAAAUAAUUCCGAGCCAAAACAAAUUUUACCUGAGAUUUUACCUGAAUCUGAGCAAGAGUCUGAACAAGUGUUACCAGAUAUCAACCUUCCAGUUUCUCCUCCAUUAUUAAAUGAAAAUAAUUCUAUGCAGCAAAAUGAAAGUGAAAAUAGUACAAUUCAAAUAGAACAAGAGGCAGAAGAAGCUCGUAGUUCAAGUACCCCAGAGCCGCAUACUGUGCAAAAUGAAUAUGAUAGCAUUCCAAGAUCAUUGGCAAUUACUUGUAAUGUCAAUAUCACUACAGAGGAUAAAGAUGAGAGUGUAUUGCCGGAUAUUGAUGAUGGAGAAUCGUCAUGUGUUGUUACUACAAACAUACAAUGUAAGUCUAUUCAUUAUGAAUCAUCUGAAAUGCAGGAAUAUAUACACAGAUAUGAAGAUGACGAUGAUAAUAAUAAAGUUAUUAUGCCUGAAGUAUCACCAAUGUUAACAGAAAAUGUGACAGAAAAAACAACUACUGAAAAAGUUCCUCACAGAGAAGAAAUAAGUGAAAAUGAAGGUACCUCAGCAGAAAUGCCCUUAGAAGAUACAGUGAAAGCCCCAGCUCAGCCAGAAGUAGAACAAUUAGAACGUCUUUUAAUCACUAUUAUGGAGAAUGAAUUUAAUAAUACACAGAAAGAAUCCAAUUUUGCGGAUGAUAAAAAGAAAAGUAAAGAUACAAAGAAAAGUCCUUCUCCUGAAAGGGCCAAAAGUGUAAUACAUGAAACAACCACUAAUAAUCCCAUUGAAUAUGAAAACACUUGUAAAUCUGAUAUAAAAGUACAAGUUAAUCAAACUUCAGAAAUUGAUAUAGAUAAUGAUGAAAAUAAAACUUCUUGUCUUUCAUACCAUUAUAAAAACAGUUUGUCUGCACCCGCAUCGCCUGUUGUAGAAAGGAAAUCACGUAGAACUUACUCUGUUCGUUCAGAGUUUAGUUCAAGUGAACGUCUCAAUUUUUAUUCAAUUGGUUUUGAUACAAACACAUUGCAUGAUGAAGAAGAUGAAGAUGAAAAUAAUGGAACAGAAGAUAAUUUUGAUGAGGCAGAUAUGGAAAUUGAAGAAAUACUUAGUCCACAUACUCCUUUCAUUAAAUAUGGUGAGAAUACUGAUAAUUUUAGAUCUCAUACUCCACUGUCUGCAAGUAGUGGUAUUUCUGUAUUAAGGGUUAGAAAGGAUCUUAGUAAACCAUGUUCACCUGCUUCGGUGCAUUCAUUUUGUCAUAUGGAUACUAACGGUAUAGACCAUGAUGAAGAAACUGACGUAGCAAUGAACGAAUCACCAGAAAAGGAUCCUAUCGAUUGUUCAUUGAUUGAACAAGAUAUAAAAGCUGAUCAAUCAGAACUUUCCUUAUGCAAAAAUGAGAAGAAAGUGGAAGGAGAUUCUGCAUAUCAAUCUGGAAUUAGUGACCACAUGAGUUCAUUUUCUACUAUUCAUUCACAACAUUCUCAGCAAUCAACAUCAAUGGAAUCAUAUAAUAUACCAAGUAAAAGUAAUAAUUAUGUAAAUUUAUCAGAAUCUAGUGAUGUUGCAAGUAACUCUGACUCAAAGAGUUUUCAUUCAUCUAAAUCAAUUAUACAAAAGCAAUCUGUGGAACUUCUUAGUUUAAAUGAAGAUGCCCAUGCAGGCCCAAUGAAUGUAUUUGAAUUUGAUGGGCUUCAAAUCUUAGUUCCUAGUACAUUCAUAAGUGAUUCUUCACAAAAAGCAGUUAGCGGAACCAGCCAGCAAUCUAUGGCAAGUAGUGAAGGUGGAGUAGGUAUAGAUGAAGAAGUUAAAAGUAUUAAUAUGAGAGCUGAUGAAACCAUGCCACCCAGAGGUGAACUAUCAGAACAAGAAAGCAAUGGCUAUACAGAACAGUCUGCUUGGCAGCUAUAUGCUGGUCAAGAAUCAUCAAGAAUGUCAACAUCCUAUGAUUUAAUGGCACGUGAAAGUUGGGAAGAAUCCGAUGGGUCUGAUAAUGAAAUUGCAGGCCCACUAUUAGAUAGCAGAUCUUUAGCAACACAUUUUACAUCAAGUUUAUUUUUAGAUCGAGAUAGAAAAACUCCUACAAAAAGAAUGUUCAAGUGUUAUCAUUGCCCUGAAGUGUUUGAUUGUCCGAAAGAACGCCGGGUACAUAGUACUACUGCGCACAAAGAAGCUGGCCCGAGUAGCAGUAGAGAUUCUACAGAACAACCUGAAGUAAAGGAUAUUAAGUUACUGGAUGGCCGUAUGAAUGUAUUUGAAGAUAUUUUUGUACCAGGUUUACAUGUUCAGCAAGUUUAUCAUCAACAACCAUUGUUGCACCAACUUCAACCACCACAAUCAUCUGAUGUAAUUACAAAAGUAGAAGCUGAUCAAAAAAUUGAAACACUAGUACUACCAUCAAACAUUGAAGUGAUCUGCACUCUUUGUAAUCAGAGAUUUAGUAGUGAAAAAUCAUUGCAACUACACCAUAGAAGAGUACAUAUUACAGAAACAACAAAACGAAUUCGUGAGAGCACCAAGUGCCAGAUAUGUCAUGAAGAAUUCCCUUCAGUUCUUUUAUUCAAUGCCCAUUUGAAAAUACAUCCUUUAGAAUGUAGUCAGUGUGGAAAGUAUUUUUAUAGGAAACAAAAUUUCAAAUUACACAUGAAACGACAUUUAGGAAUUAAACCAUUUCCAUGUACUGUUUGUGACAAAGCAUUUUUAACGAAACAGAAAUUAGAUGAGCAUACCAAUGGUCAUACUGGGAAUGCACCUGUUAAGUGUAAUCUUUGCAAUGAAACGUUCCGUAGAUAUUCAAAUUUAACACAGCACAAAAAUAGACAUCAUUUAAACAUAAAGAAGAAAUUGAAAGAUUACAUAUGUCAUUGUGGUGAGGUUUUUCAUACAAAGAAAAAGUUAGCUUGGCAUAAAGAAACACACGAUGAGAAACCUAAAGCAUGUACAUACUGUAAUGAAAGAUUCAUCCAUAUGGCCAGCUUGACUAGACACAUGCGCCGAGCUCAUAAUAAAAGAUUCGUUCCAGAUGCUCAAAGAGAGAGCGAAAAUGUUGAAUGCCCUGUAUGUAAGUGUAUUUAUUUACGAUCUUCCUUAGCAGUGCAUAUGCGAGUUCAUAAUGGUGAAAGACCGUAUGAAUGUCAAGUUUGCUCUAAAGCAUUUAGUACUAAGUGGAACUUACAAUUGCACAAAUGGACUCACGCUGCCCGUAACACCAAACCUUUCAAGUGUAAUCAGUGCAGUGGCGCGUUUUACCGGCAUAGUGAUUAUACUGCUCAUAUGAAUUCUCAUAGAAACGUGCGUCCUUAUACUUGUAACUAUUGCGGAGCGCAAUUCAUACGAAAAUAUAAUUGUUUAAGGCAUGUAAAGGAACAUGAGGAGAACAAAGCUUAUACAUGCGAUGUUUGCAACAAAACUUUUCAUAGAUCAUAUUAUCUGAAAGAACACUUGCGAGUACAUUCGGGUGCCAGACCAUAUACAUGUCAUAUUUGUGGAAAGUCUAGCGGUACGAAAUCCAAUCAUAACAAACAUGUCAGAAUUCAUCAUGCACGAGAACCUGUAAAUACCGAAAAUUAAAGAACGAGACUUUUGAUCUAGUUUACUUAUAGUAUCAACAUUUUAAAAAAUACUAUCUCGCAAUAUUUUAUCUUAACGUUUUACUUCUUAUUCCUUUAUCUAUUUAAAAUUUUUUUCUUCAUUUGAAAAACGAAAAAAAUAAGUAAUAUAUCACAAAAAAAGUAAUAUAUCUAUACAUUGUAUUUCUUAAUCUUUUGAAAAUCUCGUUCGUUUCUAUUAUUGUUUCUUAGAUAUUUUAAUAUAGACAUUUUAAACUUGAAUUAACUGCUAAUAUCUAGCAGUUCUAUUAGAUAAAGGAUUUUAUUUGUCUUAAUUGCGAAAAAGGAAAAGACGAUUUUACGUUGUAUUGUGCAUUGUGCAUUGUAUGUUGCACUUCGUAAAUUUUCGUCAUAUAGUCCACUAAAUACAAUGACUCGAGACUGUAACUACUUAAGAUAAUAAGAAAUUUUUAACAAAUAUUAACUGGUACAUGUCUGAAGAUUUGAAUAACUUCCAUAAAGGAAGACUAUACGAUGAAAUGCUUUUUGCCAACUUACACUAAUUAACUAUUAGGUAAUAAUAACUAACUGAUCGAUAUUAUGAAAUCAUUAAGCACUUUUAUGUGUUGAUCAUUGUACGAAAUUUUUUUACAAUAACUAUUUUACACAAAGCAUACAUAUAUAUUACAAUUUUGUGUAUUGGCAUUGAAUGUGAGAAGGAACUGGAAGGCCCAUAUUUAUGUGUGUUGAAUUUACAACGCAUAAGGUCUUAUCAAUAAUUAGCGUUAUUAAUUAUCACAAGGUAGUUACGGAUCUUAGUUAUUAUUCUUUUAUAUUUAUGUAUUUCGCAGAAUAUAUUUUAUCGCUAAUUCCAAGACUGAUCGAUGUUGGUUCCUCAUAUUGCUCUCCGAUAUACAUAUAUUUGUAUAUAUAUUAAACGUAAUAAAUAUUAACAUAUGAUGUCUUAAAUAACAAGCAAGAACCAGCGUGUGAGUGAUUUGAAAUAUUUGAUAUAAUGAUACUGUGACAAAUGUCUUAAUAGUUAAUUGUUUUACAUUAAAAUAUUUAGCAGGUCAUGUAUCAUUUAAUUUCUAGAGAGCAGUAUGAAUGAUGGAGCGAUAAUCUUUAAUAUUAAAUAUAUUAAAAUUACGUUGUAUUGUACGAAGAACGUUUUGUUAUUAAAGUAACUUUCUACGAAUCGUUACUAUAAAUUUCGAUAAAACUGCAUGGAACAUUAUUUUCAAAAAUACAUUGUUUCCAUAUUAUACUUUGAGUUUUUUCUUGUUAUUAGUUAUUUAACAAAUUACAGUUAUUUUGUUGAUAGUUAAUAAAUAUAACAAUUUUUUGAUAUUGCCGAUCAUUAAAUGAAACUUAUUUUCAUGCAUAACCAACAUCGAUGUCCAAAUGUGCAAUCGUUUAGUUAACAUAUGUAUUCUAAUUGAAUGCAAUGUAAAUAAUGUAAAUAUGUAUAUCAGUUUUAUUUUAUAACUGAACCAACAAAUUGUGUUGGCAAUUAAUAAUUGUCUAAAAGCGACUCGUAUUCUAUGAGAAUAAAAAUAGGCUAAUUACUAUCAUAAAAAGAAAAUAUAAAUCAGCAACAUGUGUAUACCUUAAUAAAAAUUAUGUAUUGAGGUACUUUUUUAAA